Nerophis lumbriciformis (worm pipefish) is the source of this 2967-nucleotide messenger RNA. The record is from RefSeq and is a predicted model, not a curated record. NCBI's taxonomy places the organism in Eukaryota, Metazoa, Chordata, Actinopteri, Syngnathiformes, Syngnathidae.
AUGGGGGUCCAGCAGGAUGCAAACAUUGAAGAGCUGCAGACCAAGGAGAGACCCUCUGAGCCUGGUGAAAUAAACAGUCACCAACAGAAUAAGGAGGGGACACCUGAUGCUGGAGAAGAAAGUGGUCAGCUACAGACUGAAGAGGGGACACAUGAAGCUGAAGAAGUCUGGAUGGAUAGCGCCGAAGAGAAAGCAGUCAGGGACGGGUGGGGUAAGGCAGAUGAGGAGCAAACCGAGCUACUGAAUGGAAAUGAACAGGAAGCGAACGACGUCGCAGAAAAAAUGUCUCAUCAACAGGCGGGAUCAGAACCUGUGGACGAAGUCCCACAGUCUGAGGCUGAUAACUGUAGUGCUGAUGGAGACCCUGCUGGAAACAGACUUACUGAGUUGGGCAAUACUUUCCAGUUUGGGUCAUCAAUCCACUCAUCAGAAGACAUAGAGGAAGAACCGCUGAUGGAGGAUGAUGAGGAACUCAUUGUUCUUGACGCUGAACAUCCCCUGGUCGCAAAGAAGCAAGCUGCACUGAAGCAUCAGCUAAUCAAGGAACUGGAGAGGCUCAAACUGGAUCUAAGGGAAGAGGUGGGACUUGAAAAGGCAGAGGCGAGCCAAACAGAAGAGAUAUAUGUGCAGUUAUACAGGGAGCAAGAGAGACUGAAAAGACUCCAGAUAAGACAAGAUGACCAACAGCAGACCAAGGUGCUGGCAGAGGGCAAACAUCGCCAGAUACAAGAUAAACUUGAGGCAGUAAAGAUUUGCCAUUCCAACACUACCGGCCAGUGCGACAAGACCAAGGCCAAUGUAUCCAACCUACAAACAGAACUAGACAGAUUAAGAUCACAUCUUCACUUCACACAAGAGGUCGGUGAGGAUCUUCACUUUAACGUGAAAGCCAUGAAGAAUUUCACACGUAAAACAGCAGCUAAGAAGUCCCAAGUUGAAGAUCAGAAACUCAAGCAGGAUUUGUAUGUGGAGCGCCUUACAAAGAGCUUGGAGAGACUAACACAACAGAAAGACAUGUAUGAGGUGCAAACGAAAGGCCAAGUUGCAACAACAGAGGCAACCAAAGAGGUUCUUUCUGAGGCAGAAAUGCAAAUGGCGACUCUGGUUAUGUCACAAAAACAGCUGUUACAACAGUGGAACAGGAGUUUAGUGGAUUUGAGGAGACGAGAUGAAGACUUUAGAGCAAUUCAGGAGGCUAAUCGCUUGACAGAACACCAAGUGAUUGUGCUGGAUAAACAGAUUGAAAGCUUCAAGAAAUCUAUCUCUCAGCUCCAGGAGGAAAGUGAGACAGUGACCAUGCUGCACAACUUUGCUCAGAUGGACUGUGAUAUCUCCAAAAAGAUGAUCAGUCAGAAGCAGACCCUGCAUGAAAAUGUGCAGGCCCAAUACAGCACCUAUCUUCGUGCUCUGGGGCAGACGGAGCAGAUGCUUGCAGAACUCACGAAGGAGUACAAUACUUGUCAGAUUGAAGUGACUGAUCAAAGACGAAAGCUAGAAAAAAACAAAGACAAGCACCUAGAGUUGGAAAAGUGUGUCAUGACCCAAAUGUUGCAGAAACUCAUCGACAACAAGGCUGCUCAGUAUUAUCAGCGACUGAUAAAUGAGAAAGUGUCUCUCAAAAAAGAGAAGGUCUAUCAGCUGUGGAUUUUAGAGAGUGAGGUAAUGGCAGCUACAUUGGAGAGCAAAGUGAUCAGUGAGAAACUAGGAAACUUGGCCCGAUCUCAGAAGGAACUUGAUGACGAAAUCACAAAGUACAACAAAGUGAUCGCAUCCAAUCAGGCUGAAAGUUCUUCCAUUGAUGCACUUAUCACACAGAAAGAGACCGCCAUUGCAAACUACAACAAAAAAAAGGACUUUAUUGCAGCUCGCACUGGGCAUGAAGACCUUGGUCCUCUGCAAAUCAAAAUAAAGGCAAUAAAGACAGAAACUGAGGAAUUAUCAGAAAAAAUCAAGAAUGAUCAACAACUGUGGUUAAAGAACCAGGGAACACUUGUAGGACUGGCUCUAGAGAUUCAGGCAAACAACAAGGACUACAACAAACUUCAGGCAAAGUACACAGUAAUCUGUCAAAAGAAGAUUCAUCUGGAGCGCCAGCUUGAAGUCAUGCACCGUGAGGAGAAUGAUGUGGAGAAGAACAGGAAGAUGCUUCAAAGAGACUUGCUGAAGCUCAACACCCUUCUGAGCAAGAACGCCCAGUUGCAGCAUGCUUUGGAACAGGAGAAUGCUUUCAUAGAGGCGGACUUUAUUCACAAACUUAAGGAGGCUGAGCGGGAGUCUAUAGAGAUGGAGGUGAAAUUGGAGAAGACCCAGGGUGAAAAGGAGAAACUUCUCAACAGUUUGUUGGAGUCCGAGCGACAGAUCAUGCUUUGGGAAAAGAAGACCCACCUUAUGAAAGAAACUCUCUCAGUUGUGGGAGAGGGUCAUUCAGACAUCCAGAUAAUGAAGGAUGACAUUCACCGUAGAGAGCGGCAGCUCAACCAGCUGAUGAAGCAGCAGGAGCAGCUCGUCAAAGAUAGUGUUGCGGCUGUGGAAAAGAGGGGAAACAUCAUUGAACGCCACAAUGCCCGGGCCCGCAGUAAUAUAAAGCAUAUUACGAAGGGCGAGCUCAAUCUGAUGAAUGAUGGCUUGCGCCGCAAAUUAAAGGAAACACAAAAGAUGGUCAAAGAGUGGGACCAAGAGAUAAAAGAACUGCAGGAGAGCCAAGACCAAGCUCAUCUGUUGGAAUUUCAGAGAAAGGCUAAGAAACUCCAAGAAGUGACUGAUGGAAAAUAUCGCCCCUCAUCCUCAUCUAGUCAAUCGGUGGAUGCUGCUACUCAGAGCCUUAUGGAGCGCGUGCAUGCCUUCAGCACAGUUAUUCACAGUGUGUGUGAGAAGUUCCCCGAUCACAGAUCGAGCCUCAGUGUUUUGAUACAGUCAUUGGCAGCAGGCAAACACUGCCUCCUGGAGCCGAAAGCAACAUGUGAGUGA